Cuscuta epithymum is the source of this 1888-nucleotide messenger RNA. NCBI's taxonomy places the organism in Eukaryota, Viridiplantae, Streptophyta, Magnoliopsida, Solanales, Convolvulaceae. The record is from the annotation of a GenBank genome assembly.
AUUUUAUUUGACCAAAGCUAAGCUAUUUAAUACUCGUCUCGGACAGUCAGAGAGGAGAGAACGUUUGAAAAGUAACUCCAGUUUCCGGCACACUAAAACGAGGAGAAGAAAUGGAAUUAGAACAGGUUUCCGGCGAGAUUGACGGCAGAAAGGUAAAUGAUGCUCAAUCGCGGAGGAAGGCUGGCCGUAAAUGGAGGGAAGAAUCAAAGGCCGUGUGGCAUAUAGCCGGACCGGCCAUCAUUACUGCCGUUUCGCAGUUCUCUUUCGGGUUCGUCACCUCCGCCUUCGUCGGUCAAAUCGGGCAUGUUGAGCUUGCGGCCGUCUCUGAAGUUCAGAAUGUCGUUGAAGGUUUCGUCUAUGGUAUCAUGUUAGGAAUGGGCAGUGCUCUUGAGACUCUCUGUGGCCAAGCUGUAGGAGCUUCAGAGUUCAACAUGUUGGGAAUUUAUCUACAGAGGUCAUGGAUCAUCACUGGAAUCACUGCUUUGUUACUAACCCCAGUUUACAUCUUCACUUCACCCAUACUAAAGCUCCUACGUCAAGACAAUCACAUAUCUCAUGUUGCUGGCAAAUAUGCAAUUUGGGUGAUUCCUCAGCUCUUUGCAUAUGCAUUCAACUUCCCUAUACAGAAGUUCCUCCAAUCCCAGUCUAAAGUAUGGGUCAUAGCUGCAAUGUCUCUUGCUACACUGGCACUUCAUUCCCUUAUGACUUGGGCCCUUGUGAUGAAGAUGGGACAUGGCUUGCUCGGGGCUGCAAUUGCUGGAAAUAUAUCUUGGUGGAUUUUGAUCAUUGGCCAGACCAUUUAUAUUAUUUCAGGGCGUUUUCCUGAUUCUUGGACUGGAUUUUCUUGUCUGGCGUUUAAGUCUCUGUUCAAUUUUUUGAAGCUGUCAUUAUCCUCAGCUGCAAUGCUAUGUUUGGAGCUGUGGUAUUUCACUGCUGUGAUUCUUAUGGUUGGAGGUCUUGAGAAUGCCGCUGUUGCUGUGGACUCCGUCUCAAUCUGUGUGAACCUGCAACUUUGGGCUCUGAUGGUUGCUCUUGGAUUCAAUGCAUCAGUUAGUGUAAGGGUUUCAAAUGAACUGGGAGCAGGGAGACCAAAAGCUGCGAAAUUCUCUAUUACGGUCAAUGUAUUGACAUCUGCAAUCCUUGGAACUGUAUUCACAGUCAUCGUAGCUGCUACUGUACACCAGUUUCCCAGAAUGUUCUCAAAGAAUCAAGAGGUCAUAGAGAAGACCUCCAAGUUAGGCUACCUCCUAGCAGCAACAAUCUUCUUAAACUCCAUCCAACCUGUCUUCCAUGGGGUGGCUGUUGGUGCGGGGUGGCAGUUUAUAGUAGCGGUGGUUAACCUUGUAAGCUAUUAUGUCGUUGGCCUCCCGAUUGGCGCACUACUAGGUUACAAGUUUAAGCUUGGUGUUAAGGGCAUUUGGUCUGCAAUGUUGGGUGGGAGUGUUCUACAGACUGUCAUCUUAUACAUCAUCAUUGCCAGGAAAAAUUGGCAGAAAGAGGCUCUUCAAGCUGAGGAAAGAGUCAGACAUUGGGGCGGUACAGUGGAGAAUCAAGAAAGCCCGUCGUCUGUACAAAGGAUUCGGAAUGAAACAAGAUGAACAGAUUUGGAACAUACACAAAUACAGUUCAAUUUUUUUUAUUUUUUAUGAUAGGAAGCUUUUUGAAAAGUUGUAAUCCAUUCAUUAUAGUAUGAUAAGUUGUAAUUCAUUCAUUAUAGCUUGGGGCAAUCCCUCAAUUUUGUAUUUCUACAAUCCCUCCUCCAAUCUAUAUUUUUUCUGUUAAAUUAGUGCUCUCUGCUCAGUCAGUCUUUUGAGAAUUGAGAGGUAACGUAUUAAAAUAUCUCUUCAAUCAGAUACAAUUAUGAAUUUAUGACCACAUCUUCUCUUCA